AUUGCAAACCCGGCAAGUAUAAAGUCAACUUACCGACAGCAGGAAGGUUCAGUCGUUCAGAGCCACUGCUCGGUUGAAAUUUGGACUUCUCCAGAUUACUGAAACACAAAUCAACUGGACAAAAAUGGAACCGCUCAAGUAUAUGUCAGGAUUUGGCAAUGAAUUUUCUUCAGAGGAUCCACGCUGCCCCGGGUCCCUGCCAGAGGGUCAGAAUAAUCCGCAGGUGUGUCCAUAUGGGCUGUAUGCAGAACAACUCUCUGGUUCAGCCUUCACUUGCCCAAGGAGCACCAAUAAGCGGAGUUGGCUUUAUCGUAUUUUGCCUUCCGUUCAUCACAGACCGUUUACUUCUGUAAUUCAGGGCAACCUGUCCUACAAUUGGGACGAAGUUGACCCUGAUCCCAACCAGCUCAGAUGGCUGCCAUUCAAGAUUCAGAAAGCAUCGGAGAAGAAGGUCGAUUUUGUAACGGGUUUACAUACUUUAUGUGGAGCUGGGGACAUCAGAUCACGCACUGGCUUGGCUAUUCACAUCUAUACCUGCAACAUCUCCAUGGAGAACAAGAGCUUCUACAAUUCAGAUGGGGAUUUCCUUCUUGUUCCUCAAAAAGGGAACCUCUUGAUCACCACAGAGUUUGGCAAGAUGCUGGUUGAACCUUACGAGAUUUGUGUCAUUCAGCAAGGGAUGCAUUUCAGUGUGGAAGUUUUCGAGGAGACCAGAGGUUAUAUACUGGAGGUGUUUGGAAGCCAUUUUGAGUUGCCUGAUCUUGGCCCCAUUGGAGCCAAUGGCCUUGCCAACCCCAGGGACUUCAAGGUUCCAGUUGCAUGGUAUGAGAAUCGGAAUAUUCCGGCAGGUUUCACAGUCAUCAGCAAGUUCCAGGGCAAGCUUUUUGCUGCGCAGCAGGAUAUCUCUCCGUUUAACGUUGUGGCUUGGCAUGGAAACUAUACACCAUACAAGUACAAUCUGAAUGACUUCAUGGUCAUUAAUUCUGUUGCCUUUGACCAUGCGGAUCCAUCGAUAUUCACCGUGCUGACGGCUAAAUCGACCCGCCCAGGUGUGGCUGUUGCAGACUUUGUUAUCUUUCCACCGCGCUGGGGAGUAUCUGAACACACUUUCCGACCUCCUUACUACCACCGUAACUGUAUGAGUGAGUUUAUGGGACUUAUUAAGGGCCACUAUGAGGCGAAGCAGGAGGGCUUCCUGCCUGGGGGAGGGAGUCUGCACAGUGUCAUGACUCCCCACGGACCGGAUGCGGAGUGCUUUGAGAAAGCGAGCUCGGCAGCACUCAAACCGGAGCGAGUGGCCGGUGGAACUAUGGCAUUUAUGUUUGAGUCCUCUUUCAACAUGAGUGUCACCAGAUGGGGUCUGGAGAAGUGUAACUGCCUGGACAAAAGCUACUCCACCUGUUGGCAGCCACUGAAGAGCCAUUUCAAUGCCAACGCUAAACCCAGCCACAAGUGAACCUCUGGUGCAAUAGGGUCAAACUGUGGCCAUUGGGAAAACGAUACCAGGCGGGACAGAUUAUUAGUUCCCACUGAAAAAUGAUUUUCACUUCUACUGAAAUGACUGCUGCAGUGAUUUAAAAAAACAAUUGUAGACAUAUAGAGAGUUGAAAUGGUUCACUGUGUCCAAUCAAAUAAUAAAAUUAAUUGACUUAUUUACUCA
This is a messenger RNA of Leucoraja erinaceus (little skate), 1660 nucleotides long. RefSeq names its product homogentisate 1,2-dioxygenase (gene hgd). Gene Ontology annotation, biological process: L-phenylalanine catabolic process. The record is from RefSeq and is a predicted model, not a curated record. Bases 125 to 1456 code for a protein of 443 amino acids. The transcript is spliced from 15 exons. Gene Ontology annotation, molecular function: homogentisate 1,2-dioxygenase activity. NCBI's taxonomy places the organism in Eukaryota, Metazoa, Chordata, Chondrichthyes, Rajiformes, Rajidae. Gene Ontology annotation, cellular component: cytoplasm.